Solenopsis invicta (red fire ant) is the source of this 2314-nucleotide messenger RNA. It is a transcript of the gene Snx1, whose product is annotated as sorting nexin-2. Lineage: Eukaryota; Metazoa; Arthropoda; Insecta; Hymenoptera; Formicidae. Gene Ontology annotation, biological process: early endosome to Golgi transport. Gene Ontology annotation, molecular function: phosphatidylinositol binding. Gene Ontology annotation, cellular component: endosome; endosome membrane. The record is from RefSeq and is a predicted model, not a curated record. The transcript is spliced from 8 exons. The coding region runs from base 318 to 1862 and encodes 514 amino acids.
CGGUCCGCGCCGCUGCCGCGUUGACGUUGACAGAGACACGCGGACAAGUGAGAGGACAAUGGGAUUUUAAAAUCGAGUUCAGUCUCGCUCUCGUGCGGGAGCAGCUUUCAUGUUCGUGUGCCGAUACAGCCGUAUCGAUACCGACAGCGAUAACUGACGUCGUCGACGUAAUCGUCGUCAAGGGGGCCGAUCCCUGGCGGAUCGCGACGAGCGUAACCGUUGUCGUUGCUUGACAGAACCGAAGAAGAUGGCCGAUAUGACGGAAUCGCCGCCACUGUUCGACGACACCGAGACAAAGUUGGACGAUCUGGAGGACGAUGACGAGGAUAUCUUCGCGUCCGCGGUGCAGGUAUCAUCGUACAGCGAGAGCGAUCGACCGCGCCGGGAGUCGAGACGUUGCGAGGGAAAGGAAUGAAAAGGAGCAGAACCAGCUGCAGGAUGCUUCACCUUUCAACGGAGUGUCCAAGGUUCAAGCAGAGUUGCCAAAGCUGUCUCUGCGAGACAUGCCAGAGGAGAAUUCGUUCUCCUCGAUGUCCAGCCCUGCUCCAGGUCCAUUGAGUCCUCCAUUGGGGCCAAUGAACACAGAUAUUGGGGAUCUUCACGAUGUUCCUAUCAACGAUAAUGCGGAUACUUUGUCUACAAACAUUAUUCAUUCUCGGUCUUUAGAAGAGGUUCCGGCAGAUACGUCUGAAGUUUUCUUAAAGAUCACUGUCACCUCGCCUCAAAAGAUAGGUGAUGGAAUGGGUGCCUAUGUUGCAUAUAAAGUUGAAACGAGAACAAAUAUGCUUAUUUUUAAGAAAAGGAACUUUAGCGUGAUUCGGCGCUUUAGCGAUUUUCUAGGUCUUCAUGAUAAAUUGACAGAGAAAUAUCUUAGGAAUGGCAGAAUAAUCCCACCAGCUCCAGAGAAAAGUGUAAUUGGAACGACGAAAAUUAAAAUGUCCGGGGACAAAAACCAAGAACAAAAUUCAAGUUCCACAGAAUUUCUUGAACGACGUAGAGCAGCACUCGAGAGGUAUUUGAAUAGAACGGCUGCACAUCCAGUUCUGAGUAUUGAUCCUGAUUUCAGAGAAUUUUUGGAAGCUGAUGUAGAAUUACCUAAGGCCACCAAUACGUCUGCAUUGAGUGGUAAGGGAGUAAUGCGGCUUUUCAACAAAGUAGGGGAAACUGUUAAUAAAAUAACAUAUAAAAUGGACGAGAGUGAUAUGGAGGGUAAGUGGUUCGAAGAGAAAACGUCGCAAAUAGAUUCCCUUGAUAUUCAGUUACGCGCCUUGCAUUCCGCGGUCGAUUCUUUAACGAAUCAAAGAAGAGAAUUGGCAAACUGCACUGGUGCCACAGCGAAAUCGAUUGCCGUUCUUGGUCACGGCGAACCGGGAGCGUCUCUCGGCAGAGCUUUGGCGCAAUUGGCCGAAACUCUAGAAAAAGUGGAGGUGAUCAGGAAAACGCAAAGCAACAGCGAUCUGUAUCAAUUUGGAGAAAUGUUGAGGGAUUAUGUCGCGCUCAUUGGUGCUAUUAAAGAUGUUUUUCAUGAGAGAGUAAAAGUUUUUCAAAAUUGGCAACACGCUCAGUUGAUGUUGAACAAGAAACGCGAACAAAAGGCGCGACUUGAACAAUCAGGCCGAACAGAUAAAACAAGUCAAGCAGCUACCGAGGUCAUAGAAUGGGAGGCAAAGGUGGAGAGAGGUCAAGAGGAAUUUGACAAUAUUUCGAAGAUGAUAAAGGAGGAAGUCGAACGCUUUGAGUUAGUUAGAGUGCAAGAUUUUAAGAAGCAGCUAAUUGAGUACCUGGAGUCGAUGCUACAACAUCAGAAUCAACUCGUCAAGUACUGGGAGAGUUUCUUGCCAGAGGCACGAGCGGUGGCAUAAACAUUCCGUUAAAGAGAACCGAUAAUAAGGCCGAUAUCUACCGUAUAACAGGAGAAAAGUAACUUCUGUGAUGUUCGUCGAGAUAAAUCGAGACAAAUUGGGACAAGUUAUUCAUUUAAUAUCAACGAUGUGGUGGCGUUCUUAUCAAGAGAAUUCUUAAAUUUCGUUAAGAGAGAAAAGAAGGAUUAGAAGAAAGACAAACAUACGAGUCAGGCGUACUGCUAGAUUAUUAGAAGCGUGAUGGAGGAGAAGAAUAUAUCCUAAUUAGACGAACGUAACUAGAAGUUUCAAAUUUUUAUUACAUUUCAAUUAUUGUCAAUAUAUAAUAUAUUAAUUCUUUACGAUUACUUUAUAUCCAUAUUAUAUAUACAUUAUACGUAACUAAACGUAUGAAAUAUACCAUUUGUUAAAGAAUGUUACUAAAUAAUAAAGAUCAAUCAUGGUUAUAUAAA